UCUGCUUGACAAGGAGGAGCCAUCCAAACAGAGGAAGUGGGUGGAGCAUUCCAGGCCAAGGAAAUCGCCCAUGCGAAGGCCUUGAGGGUUGCAGCUGCUCUGAUGUGUCCAGAGGCUCGUGGUCUCUGGAACUGAAGACUGGACGCAGGGACCACAAACCGGCCAGCAGAAAGCAGAGUUUGUUUGGAAAGGAAAGAAAAGCACCUGCCGCAGCAGGUGGGGACUCGACACUCCGCACGGCAGCCUGGCACAAGGGCAGGAGGUCCAGGGGAAGGGGUAGAACGGCUGCCCACAGCAUCCCUUCCCCAAUGAGCCUGGGGCUGGAGGACUCGCAGGAGGCCCAGCUGGCCUUGGAGACCGGCAUCCAGAUCCUGGAGAGCAACGUCCUGGGGCCUGACCAGGAGAGAGACCUGAGUGGGCAGGACCCAAACCAGGACUCUCCACCUGCCCGGCUCUCUGCCUGCCUCCGUGAGCUAGUCCCCUGGAACCUCUCCCCACCACCAGAGAGCCUAGCCCCGCUGCCGGCCCCAGAGAUGGCGUCCCUGCUGCCCCUGCAGGAGGAGAACCGGCUGCUGCAGCUGGAGCUGUCCCGGGUGGAGGACCUGCUGGCCCAGAGCCGCGCCGAGCACGAUGAGCUGGCCAUCAAGUUCAACGCCGUCAGCGAGAGGCUGGAACAGGCAGUGCGGCUGGAGUCCGGGGAGCUGGAGACCCCGGAGCCCAGAGGGCUGGUCCGGCAGAGCGUGGAGCUGCGGCGGCAGCUGCAGGAGGAGCAAGCCUCCUACCGGCGCAAGCUGCAGGCCUAUCAGGAGGGCCAGCAGCGGCAGGCCCAGCUUGUACAGCGGCUGCAGGCCAAGAUCCUCCAGUACAAGAAGAGGUGUACGGAGCUGGAGCAGCAGCUCCUGGAGCGGGCCACGGAGCUGGAGCAGCAGCGGCUGAGGGACACCGAGCACAGCCAGGACCUGGAGAGCGCCCUCAUCAGGCUGGAGGAGGAGCAGCAGAGGAGCGCCAGCCUGGUCCAGGUGAACGCUUUGCUCCGGGAGCAACUGGACCAAGUAGGUAAGGCCAACCAGGCUCUGAGCAAGGACAUCCGCAAAGUGACCAGCGAUUGGACACGGAGCCGCCAGGAGCUGGAGCAGCGGGAGGCAGCGUGGCGGCGAGAGGAGGAGUCCUUCAACAGCUACUUCAGCAGCGAGCACAGCCGCCUGCUCCUCCUCUGGAGGCAGGUGGUGGGCGUCCGCCGGCUGGCCAGCGACGUCAAGAUGUCCACCGAGCGGGACCUGCGGCAGCUGGGAGGCGAACUUGCCCAGACAUCACGGGCCAUCCAAGACGCGGGCCUGGGCCUGAGCUCGAGCCUGCAGCUGGCUGAGAGCCGGGCCGAGGCGGCCUGGGAGAAGCAGGCCAUGCUGCAGGCCCAGCUGGAGGGACAGCUGCAGGACAGGGUGCUCCUCGAGAAGGACCUGGCUCAGCUGAAGGUGCAGAGCGACCUGGACAAGGCCAACCUCAGUGCCCGAGUGACCGAGCUGGCCCUGGCGGUGGAGUGUCUUCAGAACCAGAACCGGGAGAAGGACCAGGCCAACAAGGCCCUCAUUGUGAAGCUGGAGGCCCUGGAAUCCUUGCGGCUACAGGAACAGGCUGCUCUGGAGUCAGAGGACACAGCGGGACUGCAGCAGACCCUGAGGGACCUGGCGCAGGCCGCCCUGUCGGACACAGAGAGCGGUGUUCAGCUAAGCGGCUCUGAGCGCACGGCCGACACGUCAGAUGGCAGCCUGCGGGGUCUCUCGGGCCCACGGACCCCAUCCCCACAGCAGCGCUACUCGCCCGGCCGGGGCCCUUCCCCUCGCCGGGGCCCGUCCCCCGCCUGCUCCGACGCCUCCACACUCGCCCUGAUCCACUCAGCCCUGCACAAGCGCCAGCUGCAGGUCCAGGACAUGCGUGGGCGCUAUGAAGCCAGUCAAGACCUCCUGGGCACUUUGCGGAAGCAGCUCAGCGACAGCGAGGGUGAGCGCCGGGCCCUCGAGAGACAGCUGGAGCGUCUUCGGGACAAAGCUGAUGGGGUCACCCAGGCCCACGAGGAUGCCCAGCGUGAAGCCCAGCGUCUGCGGAGCGCCAACGACCUUCUGAGCAGGGAGAAGGACAGCCUGGCCCAGAGCCUGCAGGCGGCCGAGCAGCAGGCUGAGGAGCUGCAGCAGGAGCAGGAGAAGCUGCAGGCCGCCCAGGAGGAGCUGCGGCGCCAGCGAGACCGGCUGGAGGAAGAACAGGAGGACACGGUGCAGGAUGGGGCACGGACACGCAGGGAGCUUGAGCGCAGCCACCGGCAGCUGGAGCAGCUGGAAGGGAAGCGCUCGGGGCUGGCGAAGGCGCUGGUGGAGGUGAGGGAGGCGCUGAGUUGUGCCACCCUGCAGCGGGACGUGCUCCAGGCCGAGAAGGCCGAGGUGGCCGAGGCACUGACCAAGGCAGAGGCCAGCCGCGUGCAGCUGGAGCUCUCCCUGACGAAGCUGCGGGCGGAGGAGGCCUCCCUGCGGGACUCCUUGUCCAAGUUGAGCGCCCUCAACGAGACACUGGCUCAGGACAAGCUGGGGCUGAACCGCCUUGUUGCCCAGCUGGAGGAGGAGAAGGCAGCCCUGCUGGUGCGCCAGCGGCUGGCGGAGCAGGAGGCCGCCCUGGCGAGGGAGGAGCUGGAGCGGAUGGAACAGCUGCGCCUAGAGCAGGAGCUGGAGCGGGAGGGCCUGGAGGGCUCCCUGCGGGCGGCUGAGCAGGCCCGGGAGGCCCUGGACCAUCAGCUCCCCACGCUGCGCCAGGAUCGCAGCCGGCUGCAGGAGCAGCUGGCCCAGCUCUCCCGACAGCUGAGUGGGCGGGAGCAGGACCUGGAGCAGGCCCAGCGGGAGUGGCAGCGGCAGGUAGAGGCGCUGGAGCGGGCAGCCCGGGAGAAGGAGGCGCUGGCCAAGGAGCGGGCCAGCCUGGCAGUGCAGCUGGCGGCUGCCGAGCGAGAAGGUCGGACCCUGUCGGAAGAGGUGACCCGCCUGCGCCUGGAGAAGGAGGCCCUGGAAAGCAGCCUGUUCGAGGUGCAGCGGCAGCUUGCCCAGCUGGAGGCCCGCCGGGAGCAGCUGGAAGCUGACGGGCAGGCCCUGCUGCUCGCCAAGGAGGCCCUGACAGGGGAGCUGGCUGGGCUGCGGCAGCAGAUGGCCACUACGGAGGAGAAGGUGGCGUUGGACAAGCAGCUGAUGGCCCAGAAGCUGGCGCAGGCCGAGCGGGAUGCGCAGGCCUCUCUACGGGAGCAGCGGGCAGCCCACGAGGAGGACUUGCAGAGGCUUCAGCAGGAGAAGGAGGAGGCGUGGCGGGAGCUGGAGGCCGAGCGGGCACAGCUGCAGAGCCAGCUGCAGCGGGAGCGGGAGGAGCUGCUGGCCCGGCUGGAGGCCGAGAAAGAGGAGCUGAGUGAGGAGAUCGUGGCCCUGCAGCAGGAACGGGACGAGGGCCUCCUCCUGGCUGAGAGUGAGAAGCAGCAGGCCCUGUCCCUGAAGGAAUCCGAGAAGACAGUGCUGUCUGAGAAGCUGCUGGGCACGAGACACAGCCUGGCCGCCAUCUCCCUGGAGAUGGAGCGGCAGAAGCGAGAUGCUCAGAACCGGCAGGAGCAGGACCGGAGCACCGUGAAUGCCCUGACGUCGGAGCUGCAGGACCUACGGACCCAGCUUGAGGAGGCAGCUGUGGCCCACGGCCAGGAGGUGAAGAGGCUGCAGGAACAGGCCCGAGACCUGGGCAGGCAGAGGGAGUCCUGCCUACGUGAGGUGGAGGAGCUUCGGACCCAGCUGCGCUUGCUGGAGGAUGCCCGGGACAGUGUGCGGCGAGAGCUGCUGGAAGCCCAGCGCAAGGGGCGGGAGAGCCAGGAGGGCUGCGAGGCCCGGCGGCAGGAGGUCACCGAGCUGCAGCGCAGCCUGAGCGAAGGGGCCAAGGAGCUGGAGGUCCUGCGGCGCGCCAACGAGGAGCUGAGGGCAGCCGUGAAGAAGGCCGAGAGCGAGCGCAUCAGCCUGAAGCUCGCCAACGAGGACAAGGAGCAGAAGCUGGCAUUGCUGGAGGAGGCCCGGGCAGCCUUGGGCAAGGAGGCCGGGGAGCUGCGGGCUGGGCUGCAGGAGGUGGAGCGUGCCCGGCUGGAGGCUCGGAGGGAGCUGCAGGAGCUCCGGUGGCAGAUGAAGAUGCUGGACAGUGAGAAUGCCAGGCUGGGCCGGGAGCUGGCAGAGCUGCAGGGCCGCCUGGCGCUGGGUGAGCGGGCCGAGAAGGAAGGCCGGCGGGAAGCCCUGGGGCUCCGGCAGAGGCUGCUGAAAGGUGAAGCCAGCCUGGAGGUGGUGCGGCAAGAGCUGCAGGGGGCCCAGAGGAAGCUGCACGAUCAGGAGGGCGAGUUCCGGGCCCGGGAACGAGGCUUGUUAGGGUCCCUGGAGGAGGCGCACGGAGCCGAGAAGCAGCAGCUCAGCCAUGCCCGCAGCCUGGAGCUGAAGCUCGAGUCGGUGCGGGCCGAGGCCGCGGAGCUGGGGCUGCGGCUGAGCGCGGCCGAGGGCCGGGCGCAAGGCCUGGACACUGAGUUGACCCGCGUGGAGGCGCAGCGGCGAGCGGCCGAGGCCCAGCUGGGAGGCCUGCGCUCCGCCUUGCGCCGUGGCCUGGGCCUCGGCCGCUCGCCCAGCCCCGCCCCGCGGCCAUCACCCGGCUCCCCGGUCCGAGGAGCACCUGCCGGAGGAAGUGGGGAGGGGCUCAGCAGCCCCAGCUCCUUGGAACGCAGCCCUGGGUCCGAGCCUCCCUCCCCAGGGCCUGCCACCUCACCGGUACCUCCAGACCUGGACCCCGAGGCGGUGCGGACGGCCCUCCGGGAAUUCCUCCAGGAGCUGCGGAGUGCCCAGCGAGAGCGGGGUGAGCUUCGCACCCAGAUGAGUACCCAGAGUCGCCGGCUCGCUGAGGUGGAGGCCGAGAGGGACAGCAUGACCUCUUGGGCCAAGCAGCUGCAGAAGGCAGUGGCCGACAGUGAGGAAGGACGCCGCAGUGCGGAGGGGCGGCUGAGCGGGACCCAGGUGGAGCUGGCGCUCAGGGAGGAGAGCGUGCGGCGCAGCGAGCGGGAGCGCAGGGCUGCACAGGACCAGGUGGCUGCCCUGGAGAGGAGUCUGCAGGCUGCCGAGGCUGAGCACCGGGCUAGCCAGGUGGGGAAACCGAGGCCCCAGACGAUCACGGGCGGGCCCAAGCCCCGCAGGGCAAAGCCACUUGACCCCUUGUCCUCCUACCAGGUGGCCGACAGCGAGGCAAAGGCAGGGACCCUGCAGCUGACAGUGGAGCGGCUGAGCGGGGCCCUGGCCAAGGUGGAGGAGAGUGAGAGGGCCCUGCGGAGCAAGGUGCAGGGGCUGACGGAGACCCUGGCCCAGAGCAGUGCCAGCCUCACCAGUGCCCAGGACAAGAGCCUGCACCUGCAGAAGGCCCUGACGGCCUGUGAGCACGACCGCCAGGUGCUCCAGGAACGGCUGGAGGCCGCCCGGCAGGCGCUGUCCGAGGCCCGGAAGCAGAGUAGCAGCCUGGGUGAGCAGGUGCAGACAAUGCGGGCUGAGCAGGAGGACCUGGAGCUGCGGCGGGCAGAGGCUGAGGGCCAGCUGCAACAGCUGCAGGAGGUGCUACGGCAGCGGCAGGAGGGUGAGGCGGCGGCCCUGCGCAUGGUGCAGCAGCUCCAGGAGGAGCGGCGGCAGCUGCAGGAGCGGCAGGGCAACCUGAAGCACACCCUGGCCCAGGUGGAGGCCGAGAAGCGGGAGGCCGAGCGGUCGGCCCUGCGGCUGGAGAAGGACAGGGGGGCUCUCCGGAGGAUGCUGGACAAGGUGGAGAGGGAGAAGCUUCGCAGCCACGAGGACACAAUGCGGCUGAGCAUGGAGAAGGGCCGCCUGGACCACACGCUCACGGGGGCCGAGCAGGAGUUGGCAGAGGCCCAGAGGCAGCUCCAGCAGCUGAAGGCCCAGGUGGUGGUGAGGGAGCAGAGCCACAGCCCCGCCCAGCUGGAGGCAGACCAGGAGCAGCGGCUGGAGCUGCAGCAGGAGGUGGCGCGCCUGCGCAGUGCCCAGGUGCAGACGGAGCGCACCCUGGAGGCUCGGGAGUGGGCCCACCGCCAGAGGGUGCGAGGGCUGGAAGAGCAGGUGUCCACACUGAAGGGGCAGCUGAAACAGGAGCUUCAAAGGAACUCGGCACCCUUUUCGCCCCCCUGCGCUCCCAUGGGAAAAUGAGCCCUUUCCUGAUAGCCUGGAGGCGCGCAGCCCUGUGGGGGCAGAGGCAGGGCCUCCUUCCCAGAACAAGCCUGACCUCUGGGGAGGGGCUGGCACCCUGUGCACCCAUGGCGGGGGCCCAGCAGUGGCUGCCCGAAUCACUGGGGGCCUGGCCUGUAGACCCCACUUAGCACAGCGUCCCCUUCCUCCCGAGGGCCCAUUCAGAUCGUCCCAGGGUGGGCUGAGCCCAUGCCAGGGGCGGGGAGACCCUUGUCUGUAGCCAGCCCUGGAGCUCGGGCUUGUGGGAAAGAGGCAGCCGGGUAGCCAGGCCCGGCUUCCAGCUCUCGUCAGGAUGGUCCCCAGAGCACAGAGACCUGUAUUUUCAUACCUUUUUAUAGUGUUCGCUGUUCAGAAUUGUUUUUUUGUAACAAGACCACAUUUUCUACAA
This is a messenger RNA of Echinops telfairi (small Madagascar hedgehog), 6663 nucleotides long. It is a transcript of the gene CROCC, whose product is annotated as ciliary rootlet coiled-coil, rootletin. Lineage: Eukaryota; Metazoa; Chordata; Mammalia; Afrosoricida; Tenrecidae. Gene Ontology annotation, biological process: centrosome cycle. The transcript has 39 exons. The record is from RefSeq and is a predicted model, not a curated record. Bases 309 to 6236 code for a protein of 1975 amino acids.